Messenger RNA from Chiroxiphia lanceolata (lance-tailed manakin), 1790 nucleotides. RefSeq names its product glutamate rich 6B (gene ERICH6B). The record is from RefSeq and is a predicted model, not a curated record. NCBI's taxonomy places the organism in Eukaryota, Metazoa, Chordata, Aves, Passeriformes, Pipridae.
AACUUAACGGAUCCCCAGUGGAAUGUGAGGGGACAACAGCCUAGCAGAACAGCGAGGGGAAUAGUCGCAGCCACACCCAGGGACAUGGAGGACCAAGAUGGCAUCCCAGCCUGCUAGUGGUCACUGCAUGUUACAGAGAUGUAAGCAGCCCCUCAGCUGGAGCCAGUGUCACUUCUGGUGAGAUCCAGGUUUUUGGACGCAGCCCUUCAAACGAUUGAGUGGGUGAACAGAAGAUGGAGACACAAUUAAGCAGAUAUUGCAAAGAGGAGGAUAUGUUUAAUGGAAGCAAGCUGUCAGGGUCUUGCAAUAACCAGUCCCAACCAAAAAUAUUUACCCUUGGGACUGGGUCAUCAGAUUCCAGUUCUGCUCUCACAGUGGAAAAUUUGAAAAGGCUGGAAGAGGAAUAUGCAGCUUCUAAAGAAGCCUUCAAAAUGCAGAGAGUACAAGAUUAUAUUGAACAGACUGAUCUUGCUCUCUUCAACAAAGAGACAAGUAGGAGAACCAACAGAGAUUUUGUCUGUGAUGCAGAGCCUGAAGGAAUCUCUUCAUCUCCUCCUGCAAAACAAGAAAAAACUACAACUGAGGUUCCUGAAAGAUCCCCGAAGAAAGGAAAGAUAUAUUACACAGCACCGGCAACAUGUUCUCUGCCAGCUCAGCCCACAGGACCUGUGCCGAAGGAAUCCAAGCUGCUCUUCCGGCUGGGGAGGAAAAGGAGGUCUGAUUCUCCAGCCACAAUAAAUCAGCAUAAUACCACCCUUCACACCACCGACACUGCUGCAGCAACACAGAUUUACACCAGCUGGAGACGUAGCUCACUCCUUUAUAAGGCUGUUUCAAUAACAGGAGAGGAGAAUAAGAGCUCAGAGGCAGCGGGUGGCAGGAGCAGCCUUAAGCCCACAGAUGAUCAGUGGCAGACUGUUGGGAGUGGAGCAAGUCCAGGGAAAUCCAUGACUGGAAAUGCUGCUGGAUGCUGGGUCCCUGUGACACUGGGUCUCACCUAUACCAAUGGGACCAUUGUCAUUGUGAUCUGGGAGCCUGUUGAGCUUGCCCGAGGGAGUUCAGUGCCAGAGUCAGGUGAGGAGUCUCUAUCCAUGGGAGGAGAACAUGACGAUGAUGGAGAGUCACUGCCCUCUGCACAGGCAAGUUGCUCUUCAUUCUUCCCAGAGAAGCAGGUGCACUGUCAUUCUUCUGAGCCCAGAAGACAAUGUUAUGCUGAUGGACAGAUGUUUUUUCUCCUGUUCCAGGAUGGAACUGGUCAGGUUUACUACACAUUGGGCAACGUGGCUGUUUUCAUCACAUUCACCAAGGAAGGCCUGUUCACCUAUUGCAUGCAGAACAGCAGGUACCCAGGGCUGAGGACUGCCUCUGGGAGCCGUGGUCACAGGGUCUGCUCCCACCCUGAUGGCCACCUCUGGCCACCCUGGACCCAUGCACAGGGAUCUACUUUGGACUUGGCAAGGACCAGUCAGAAGCUCUGGAAGUGGCAUGACUUCAGACACCACUCUCACAGUCCUCCUUUGCAGUCCAUCCCCAGGAAACUGAACUGCCAGGUCACCAUUAAAACCCUGGCUUAAGGUGAAGUUGACUUAGUGUUCCCCAGCCACAGCAAUUGUGUCUGCUUCCAUGUGGGGUCCCUGCUCAAGCUGAAAGACCCAGAAAAAAGUCACCUACUGAAGUGGCCAGAAAGCAAAGACAAGCUCAUCCUUCAGUAUAAAAAGAUUCAGCUCAGGAGCCUGCCGUCCAAAAAUCAGACAAUGUUGCAAUACUUUUGGCAAUCCCUUUCUCACUGA